This is a messenger RNA of Scatophagus argus, 1540 nucleotides long. Its product is annotated as carbohydrate sulfotransferase 12-like. Gene Ontology annotation, molecular function: sulfotransferase activity. The record is from RefSeq and is a predicted model, not a curated record. Gene Ontology annotation, biological process: proteoglycan biosynthetic process; carbohydrate biosynthetic process. The coding region runs from base 296 to 1264 and encodes 322 amino acids. The transcript is spliced from 6 exons. NCBI's taxonomy places the organism in Eukaryota, Metazoa, Chordata, Actinopteri, Scatophagidae. Gene Ontology annotation, cellular component: membrane.
UCAGGUCAUGACUUAAGUCUGACUGGGUGUGACCAAAUUGUACAGUUUGAAUGAGGAUGAUGUAGGGUCAAUAUUAGCUGCUGCAGCUCUCUGCUAAUACUAAUACUCAUAUUUGUUUUGUCUUAGGCCUUAGUUUGAGUUUCCCUGGCUUUCUUUAAAGUCCUUGCAGUGCACCUGCGACGUUAAGGUCUUAGUAGGUUGCAAACAGUCUCCAAGAGUGUUUCUGUGAGGUACCGAUCAGCGUUUUUAAUCAGAGAAUCGAAUCGUCUGUCAGAGGACUUUGCGGCAAGCUGGCAUGGCAGCAUACAGAAAAUUCCAGCAGCUCCUUGGAUUUGUUGGAUUCAUGUUUCUCAUCCUGUUGUUCUUUUACCACUGGGACACGUCACAAGAAAAGAGAGAGAAGAUCCAUCAGCUGCAGGAACUGAGGAAGAAGCUGCUGAGAGAAAUGUGUGAUGGUGACAAAGAGGCGUUUUCUGAGGGGAAGCGCGGGUUUGAAGACAUGAGUAACGGCGAGCUGGGUAACCUCGUUGUGGACGACAAUCGUGGCGUCAUCUACUGUUUUAUUCCAAAGGUGGCAUGUACGAACUGGAAGAGGGUUAUGUUUUCCCUGAAAAAGGGCGAGCCAUAUGAGGACCCCAUGUCCAUAUCUGGUGAUUUGGUCCACAUCCCCAAUGAGCUCACUUUCCUGAACAGCUUUCCAAGAACGGAGAUUAAGGUGAAGCUGAAGCACUACACCAAGUUCCUGUUUGUCCGGGACCCGUUUGUCCGUCUCAUCUCCGCCUAUCGAGACAAGUUCCAGCGGCCCAGGCAGUACUUCUAUUAUUACUUCGGCCGGGACAUAUUGCAACUGUAUGCUAACCAGCCCAACCCACCACAGUCAGUGGACGAAGCCUAUUCAUCUGGUCUGCGCCCCUCAUUUUACAACUUCAUACAAUACCUGAUAGACCCUCAGACGGAAAAGAGGGGGCCCUUCGAACCACACUGGAGGCAGAUGUACCGCCUAUGCCACCCCUGCCUCAUACAAUACGACUUUGUUGGCCAUCAGGAGACUCUUCAAGAUGAUGCUGAACACCUACUGAGGAUGUUAAGACUGGAGGACGACAUUAAGUUCCCUCCUUCCUAUGAAAACAUGACUUCCACUGAAUCUGUGUUGAACUGGUUCAAAAUGGUGCCCCUAGAGGAGAGGAGGAAGCUGUACAAGCUCUAUGAGGGGGACUUCAGGCUCUUUGGCUACCGAAAACCUGCCGAAUUGCUUGACGGUUGAGAUGAAGACAUGAUGGACAACAUCACUCUUCCCAGACAAACGCAGAAAAAUAGGAGCUCUGGUCUAUAAUUCCUAGUAAUGAAGUCUAAAGUCAAAAUUAUUAUGAAACAUACAAAUGAAAGCUGUUGUAAUGAUAAUGUAAAAACAGAGGAAUGUAAAAAAUAUUGGCUAUAGUCUCAGUGAGAUAACAAUGUUUCUGUGUUAAUAAAAAAGGAUAAAUUGUUCAAAGUAAUAAAAUCAUGACAUUAAAAAUAUUUGUUGUUUAGUGAUCCGACA